This is a messenger RNA of Corticium candelabrum, 886 nucleotides long. RefSeq names its product selenoprotein S B-like. Gene Ontology annotation, biological process: retrograde protein transport, ER to cytosol; endoplasmic reticulum unfolded protein response. The transcript has 6 exons. The record is from RefSeq and is a predicted model, not a curated record. Gene Ontology annotation, cellular component: Derlin-1 retrotranslocation complex; Derlin-1-VIMP complex; endoplasmic reticulum membrane. Lineage: Eukaryota; Metazoa; Porifera; Homoscleromorpha; Homosclerophorida; Plakinidae. Bases 9 to 611 code for a protein of 200 amino acids.
GGUAAAACAUGGACGACGCAGGCGGCGCAAAUGGCAACGCAUUUGAGAACGUACAGGUACCAGAACAGUGGGAUGAAGAGCAUGCAAGGCUAAGAGAAGCAAACAGAACUCCAGAAUUUCUUUUCGACGUACUCUGGUUUGUUCAGAGGAAUGGCUGGUACAUUCUGAUUGGAUGUAUCAUACUCUAUUUUCUAUGGGAUUAUGUGUUGAGGGAUCUGUGGGAUAAAUUCAGAGAGACGGCAGAGGAACGGAGUGCAAGACUAAACUAUGAUCCAGAGGAAGAGGAAUCACGACAGCAAGCCAAGAUGUUGGUACUGGAGAAAUUACAACAAUCGUUGGAUGAAAAGGCAGAGGAAUGGUUGGUCAAGAAAAAGGAGUUGGAAGCCAAGAAGAGAGAUGAGAUGAUCAGUGAUUGGGAGAGACAUCAACAAGGACGAGGCUACCGAUCAAAACUGAAACCACGAAAGCCUGAAGAAGACGCGGGUAAACCAAAGCCAAGACCGAAUUCCAACUCACGGCUUUUCAGACGUGAAUAUAAUCCGUUGACUGGUUCAAGUGAUCGUCCGUCAUAUAGACCAUCACGUGGCUCAGGUUCUCAGGGAGGUGGAUGAGGUUAGUGAGCGUGUCAGGACAUCCAUCGAUGUCUUGUCACACUUAUAGACUCCCUCUUGUCAGAUCGAUGUCAUGUGUUGUUCGUGAUCUAUGACAUGUUCUUGUGAAAAGCACUUAGAUAGCAAGAACAUUGAGUACGCGAUUUGAUAAGAUUGGAUAUAACGAGUGGCCAGAAUUUCUGUAGAUAGACGGAGGAGGUUGAACAUUUUUUGAUUAGAAUAGAAAUAUCAUCGCACAGCUUUUCUGUGUGAAAGAGACCGACUGUGUACCCUGA